GUUUGCAUCUCCCAAAGAACGACAUCAGCAGCAGCUUUUCGUAUGCGUUUAUGUUUGGCGCUGGAUCUAAAUAAGUUUGCUUUGUGAGUCUUGGCUAAUAGUUACCUUGUCGCAAGCAUGAAACAAUGCUAAGACUAGAAGAAUUGUUCCACCCUCUUGCGCUGACACGCUUUCGUUUUCCUAAGAAGCAUUUCAGCCCUGGCCACGUCCUAGAGGUCUUCGUCAUAAUUAGAGUAGGCGGACGAGAAAGUAGUUUGUUUGAUUCCGAGUAAACAAAUUACUAUUUCUCUGUAGAGCCGGUAUUUUUUGUGGUCAUCAAGUAGAAUUGUCUUCGCGCUGUUCAGAUCAUUAGUAGUAGUACGAAAAAAUGAGAAAGACACAGCCGCAGCCAGACGGCCACCAUGGCCAGCAUGGAGGCUCUUCGUCGAGCUCUUUCAAACCGGGUUUUCGAGGCGGCGGUAAAAAGAAGUCGGGCCCCAAGCACAAAGGCGGGGAUCGUCAUCGCGCACGCAGACGAGACCAGGCAGGAGGAGGAGGAGGGGCAUCCUCAAGUGCGGCAGCCGGUGGCGCGAACGAUCAUUCUGCGGCGAAUAUUUUCGCGGGAACAUCGGCAGCGACAAGCUCGAGUUCUGGAACGAACAAGAAGUUAAGGAAAAAGCGAUAAAUUCAAAUUCAUUUCCACGGCAAAUUAUUGUGACUCUCUCAAGAACGAAAAGCAAAGAACUUCAAUUUGAUCGUCCAUUGCUCUCUUUAUAAAGAACUGUUAUAUAAUCACAAUAACAAACUUCUGAGAUAGAGACUGACAGUACUUAACUUGUUCUCGAAAAAAAUCGCUUCUAAGAAACGCGGAGAAAGCACCGAAGCUAGAAAGCGUCAUAUUCUUCCAGCUAGUUGUCGAGAACCACCGCGACCGAAUAGAGUUUGACGGGACGCAAAUGCUAGCCGAAAAUCUGCGGAAUCUCAUCGCUGAAAAAAAGAAACUCGAUCCGCUUGAUAUCGAAUUACUGCACAGAGAAACCCGGACACCGUAAGAACCACUAUUCUCUAUUCUAAAAUUCAUGACACACAUUUACAUACGGGGAGUAAGUAAAGAAAAAGUUUAUCAGCACGUCAUGCAAUGGAUACUCUGAUUAAUUUGAGGUGCGCACCUCUCUUCCAGUAUGGCUAUAUUCCAUACAAGAAAGCGACCCGAAGCGCUUUGUUUACUCGCCGUCUCUUGACGCUGAAAGCAGGGUUCAGCAGAGACGCAGCAACCACUUUGUCGGCCGAUAUUCGACUUCAAUAAGUCGCCUGCAGGAAAUAUAGAACCGUAGCUCGUGGAAUCAAUUACCAUGAUCUCUGAAUCAGCUGGUUCGCGCAAUAUUCUAUAUCAGCUACAUCAUAUUGAUUGCUUGAUGUUUUUAGUUUUGUACUAUCUUGUACGUUGCUUAGCUCCAUAAAGUUCUGAUGACCAUUUUAUUUUCAAUCGGAAAAAUUCAUACCUCUUGUACUGCCAGGAGACUUCUGUCAUGAUUGUAGGUAGCGACUUCAUCACCGCUAGAAAUUCACUCUUUAUAAAAUUCGUUACUGCUUGUUUAUUUUGGUUCAUUCAUGAUUUUUGAGGUGUUGACACGCUUAGAUAUUUUAGACUAGUUAGUUACGUCGCCGACUCUGUGGAGGACAAGACAUUUCUGGUUUGUUUGUCAUCACGAAGUUGAAAGUAAGUCACUAAUUAAGUUGAGAAAAACAUUUCGUGCUGGGCACUGUGCAGACAUGACUUGAUUUGAAGGCUUCUCUCGUUUCUGCCGUUUUCGAGAGUUGUUCUUUCAGAUGGAGUCUGUGGCCGCUCAUUGGGGUUUGUGCGCAAAGAACCGAUCGCAAGAUCUGACUCUGCUGAUGUGAUUGUGGAGCCGUGAGAGAAGAUGAAGAAAGGCAGUGGUCGUACUCUCUACUUCUACGCGGGUCGCUUGUUAAUAAUCAUGACCAAAGAAGAGAUGAUGAAGCCGUCCGUGGGGUAGGGGAGGUCCCCUGAACAAGGGCAUCUUCAAGAGUUUUGUGUAAAGAUUUAGAAUUGAAGAUUUUGAUGAAGAUGGGC
Amoebophrya sp. A25 is the source of this 2074-nucleotide messenger RNA. Lineage: Eukaryota; Dinophyceae; Syndiniales; Amoebophryaceae. The record is from the annotation of a GenBank genome assembly.